AGCAUUUAUUGUCAACUUUCAAUUUUCUGCUCUUAUGUAUCGACAUAUCUUUACGUUUAACGUUAGAUCUAUACAUCAAUUCUAUACUAAUCAUGACCAGGUCGAGGAAGCCAUUUCAGAAAACCCACCAGUUGUCGAGCAACCAGAGUCAAAGGAAGAGUCAACUAGUCCCUCUGAAGAACAGCAAUCUGUCGAAAGCCCGCCAGUCUCAGCAGAGGAGGAAAAGCUAGCUCCUGCCGAGCCGGAACCCGAGCCGGAAGCUGUGGUAAGUCCUGUUUUCAUUCAUAUAAAAUCAUACACAAAAUUUUACGAUGUUAAUUAUUAUUAGGUCGAGGAAACAAAGGAAGCUCCAGUAGAAUCUAGCCCUGUCGAGCCUGAGACCAUCGAAUCUCCAGCAGAGCCUGAAACAACCAAAGAGGAAAGCACUGAGCCAAAAGCGGAUGAAGAAGCUGUAAGUAAUGAUCUCAUUUCGAGGAAGUCAUCUCGUGACCUAUUUUCUAUUUUGAUUUUCCAGUUUGUCAAAAGACCUAAAGUAUUCUCGAUACAAUAAAGCACCUCAAAUG
Mollisia scopiformis is the source of this 563-nucleotide messenger RNA. RefSeq lists its product as uncharacterized. Lineage: Eukaryota; Fungi; Ascomycota; Leotiomycetes; Helotiales; Mollisiaceae. The coding region runs from base 35 to 328 and encodes 97 amino acids. The transcript has a single exon. The record is from RefSeq and is a predicted model, not a curated record.